UAAGAUAUGAAGUAAAGAUCAAUUGAAUAUGUACAUAUGUUUGUGGUUUAUAAUAGAACUGUCAUGUAAAUGCAGUGUCUAGUUUUCUGUAACAAAAUGGCAACAACAAAGUGUGAAGAAAGACUACUUCUUCGAGCCCGAGAUCUGGGACGAAAUAGCGCUGGUGAUCUUUGCAUCGCGGUCCUUCUCGGCCUGGGUCUCGUUCUUCUGGUCCAUUCCGAGCUGCUGCUCGAUCGCGUCGACGCCCUUGCGGAUGUACUUGUCCUGGCCGCUGCCGGAGCUGGCUCCCGAGGUGCUCUUUUGCUCUGCGCUGGACUGGCUGUUGCUGUUGCCGCCGAGGUUCUUGAGAAGGUCUGCCAUUGCUGUUGUAUAAUAGAAAUUGUAGAUAGAGUUGAUGUUAGGAUACAGGAGGUAUGUGGAUACGACAAGGUGCAGGAAGAGGGUCUUUUAUAGAAGUCCAGGUCGAAGAUCGCUACCCCAUCAAGCCCCAGAAGAACAGCAGUGACGAGGUGACGACAGCUCAAUCACAAUAGCCAAUUUCUGAAUUUAUUCCCUCUUUCAAGAAGUAUCGAGCGAUCAUCUACAAAUAUAGAACCGUCGAUGAUCUCUUUGGGCGGUGGUCGCGGUAGUGGUCACUGGCGGGAGCUGAGUCUCGUCACAUUGUGACUUAUGAUGUCAUUUGGUUUUGUGAAAC
This is a messenger RNA of Myxozyma melibiosi, 694 nucleotides long. RefSeq lists its product as uncharacterized. NCBI's taxonomy places the organism in Eukaryota, Fungi, Ascomycota, Lipomycetes, Lipomycetales, Lipomycetaceae. The transcript has a single exon. The record is from RefSeq and is a predicted model, not a curated record. The coding region runs from base 70 to 453 and encodes 127 amino acids.